UUCAAACAAAAAUUAUGAAAUAAAUAAAUUUUAAUUAAAUUCCCGUAAAAUAAGUCAUAGAACAUGAACACUUAAAUAUUUGCACCAUAUUUAUAAUGUCAUACAUUUUAUUAACAAAUCAAUCAUAAUGGCAACUAAGGUUAUAGCUACAGCAACUGUGAAAGCAAUCAAAGGAAGAAAAUUAAUACCUACAAGGGCUGCUUUGUCUUUAACUCCUGCUGCAGUUAGUAGAAUAAAAGAAUUAUUACAAGGAAAAUCUGAAUAUAUAGGCUUAAAAGUUGGUGUUAGACAAAGAGGCUGUAACGGGCUCUCAUACACAUUAGACUAUGCAGUUUCUAAAGAAAAAAUGGACGAAGAAGUUGUGCAGGAUGGAGUUAGAGUAAUAAUAGAUAAAAAAGCACAACUGUCUUUAUUAGGAACAGAAAUGGACUAUGUGCGAACAAAGUUAUCCUCAGAAUUUGUAUUUAAUAAUCCAAAUAUUAAAGGUACCUGUGGAUGCGGUGAGUCCUUCAAUAUAUAAAGAAAUUUGGAAAUGAUAGUUGAAGCAGAUUAUGUAGCACACUAAUAGGAAUUCAAA
Molecule: messenger RNA, 577 nt
Organism: Ctenocephalides felis (cat flea)
Lineage: Eukaryota; Metazoa; Arthropoda; Insecta; Siphonaptera; Pulicidae
Product: iron-sulfur cluster assembly 1 homolog, mitochondrial
Exons: 1
Coding region: 128-520 (130 amino acids)
Biological process (GO): iron-sulfur cluster assembly
Cellular component (GO): mitochondrion; cytoplasm
Molecular function (GO): 2 iron, 2 sulfur cluster binding
Source: RefSeq, a predicted model, not a curated record